Messenger RNA from Cynoglossus semilaevis (tongue sole), 1226 nucleotides. RefSeq names its product mitochondrial ribosomal protein L45 (gene mrpl45). Bases 88 to 1035 code for a protein of 315 amino acids. The record is from RefSeq and is a predicted model, not a curated record. Gene Ontology annotation, cellular component: mitochondrion. Lineage: Eukaryota; Metazoa; Chordata; Actinopteri; Pleuronectiformes; Cynoglossidae. The transcript has 8 exons.
CUGUGCGCGCUUCCAUUAUGUGCGUGCGUGUUUACGGCACUGACAGAAUUUAGCACGACACCGGAAGUGUACUUGUCAGUAUCAAAGAUGGCGGUGUCCAUGAGGAGGACACUGCUGUUUCUUCACAGGGCAACAUGCAGCAGAUUAAAGAACACAGAGCUGCCUCUGGAGGUACAACAUCCCCUCCCGCUUUCCAUGCAGGUCAGGACAAAGAAGAGGUACUUUAUCCCUCCAGCAGUGAACAAGAAGAAGGAGACGAACAGAGACAUAGAAGAAAGGUUGAGAGCAGCAGGCACUGUUCCCCCACAGGAGAUUGUUGAGAGGCAAAUUAACAUCUCCUGCACUGUGGGAGUCUUCGACCCCUACAUCCCACCAGAGGGCGAUGCUCGUCUGUCUACUCUGUCUAAAGAUGGCUUAAAACAACGAACGGUGCAGCUCCGACAGACUGCUGCCUCACAGCUAGCGUUUCGUAAAAUCAGGGAGUACGACUCGCUCUUCUCAACAAAGACUUUUGCCGAGCAAGCUCAGGAGAUUUUCAUCGAGGCCCACAAUGCACUGACACAUUUUGACAAAGUAAAACUUCACUCUUUGGUCACGGAGCGCUGUUAUCCGGAGAUGACGAGGGGAAACCGUCUUAAGACAAUUCGAUGGGCAUUUGUGGAGUCUCUGGAGCCCCCCAGAGUGGUGCACUCCCGGUGUCCUGACAUGAUCAGUAAAGACAACCUUUAUGGCCAAGUGACGGUGCGCAUGCACUCCAAACAGACUCUGGCCAUUUAUGAUCGAUUCGGGCGGCUGAUGCUGGGCAGCGAGGAGCAGCCGAAGGAUGUGUUGGAGUACCUGGUCAUAGAGCGACACCUCACAAACCGCUAUGGACGUUGGAGGCUACAUGGAAAAAUAGUUCCUUCCUGGGCUCCUGCUAAAGAUCCAAUUAUUAAGACCAUCAUGAUUCCGGGUCCCAAACUUCGUCCUGAAGACGAGCCUGAUGCCGUCAAAAUUGAGAUUCCUAAACCUGCAGCUGUACAGUGGUAUAAGUAGGCCACAAGAUGUCACUAUUCGUCCCACAGAAGAACAGCAACUGUCACCAGUCAUGAUUCACAAUAUCAUUGGGGGACGUUUCUGUGGUCUGAAACAGCUCACGUCAUGUUUGGCCUACAUUUUUCUAGGUUUUGUUUGACCAAUUUCACAUGUACAUUUAAAUUAAAUACAACUGCUCAAAUCUCCAGAAA